Prunus armeniaca (apricot) is the source of this 915-nucleotide messenger RNA. The record is from the annotation of a GenBank genome assembly. Lineage: Eukaryota; Viridiplantae; Streptophyta; Magnoliopsida; Rosales; Rosaceae.
AUGCACAACAAUACGAAGGAGUUUGAGGGAGAGAUCAUGCACGGCCAAGUCAAGUUAAUGAGGUUGUCAAAGGAUCCAAACUGCAAAGAGGUUACGGCUAAAGCUAUCAUCUUGAGGAGUGGUAAAGAGAUUGGAACCAAUCCCGAAAUGUCCAAACAAAGCCCAAAAGAGAACGAAAAGCUGCUGCCCAAAGAGAAGGAGGUGGACAAAGCCACAGCAAGGGAGGAACAACCCUUGCCGCAGUCCCCCAAAGCUCCUACACAACCAAACUCAGUUUUGCAACGAAAACUUCCACCUAAAUGCAAAGAUCCAGGUAGUUUCACAAUCCCUUGUGUUAUUGGUAACACCAAGUUUGAACAUGCCAUGUUAGAUUUAGGUGCUUCCAUUAAUGUCAUGCCAUACUCUAUUUAUGCAUCUAUGAACUUAGGAGAGCUUAAAAACGAUGGCGUUAUAAUUCAAUUAGCCGAUCGUUCUAAUGCAUAUCCGAAAGGAGUUUUGGAAGAUGUUUUGGUGCAGGUUAACCACUUGAUAUUUACAGCAGAUUUUUAUGUGCUUGAGAUGGAGGAUUCGGCUCAUUCUACACCAUUGCCAAUCUUACUUGGACGACCUUUCAUGAAAACAGCCCGAACCAAGAUCGACGUGUUCAAGGGGACGUUGACAAUGGAAUUUGAUGGCGAUAUCAUUGAUUUCAAUAUUUCUGAAGCUAUAAGGUACCCUAUUGAUCAUCACUCGUGUUUCUCUAUUGAUGCAUUUGAUUCUUUGGUGCAGGAAUAUCUCGAAUCCCUAGAUAGGGAUGCCCUUGAAACCACCAUUGUUCAAGGAAUUGAACUCAUCACCAAUGGGGCCAAACCUAAUCAUGAAGAAAUUGGCGAGAUGGUGGCUGCCCUUGAGUCAUUGCCACAAUAUGUUGGGUAA